Messenger RNA from Thermothelomyces thermophilus ATCC 42464, 2406 nucleotides. RefSeq lists its product as uncharacterized. NCBI's taxonomy places the organism in Eukaryota, Fungi, Ascomycota, Sordariomycetes, Sordariales, Chaetomiaceae. Bases 1 to 2406 code for a protein of 801 amino acids. Gene Ontology annotation, cellular component: plasma membrane. The transcript is spliced from 4 exons. Gene Ontology annotation, biological process: potassium ion import across plasma membrane; intracellular potassium ion homeostasis. The record is from RefSeq and is a predicted model, not a curated record. Gene Ontology annotation, molecular function: high-affinity potassium ion transmembrane transporter activity.
AUGAAAUGGCUUGGCGACUUUUACGAGCGGCAGUGGGAGGGCCGCUGGGCCGAGCGGUUCGCGAGAGUUCGGCCAUACCUCCCUCCCAUCAACUUUAUCACACUUCACUAUGCCUACUUCAUCUUGUCCUGCCUCUUCUUCGCCCUCGUCUUUUGGGGGAGCGGGUCAUCAUCCUCGGUCAAGAUCGGCUUCCUCGACAGCCUCUUCCUGAUCAUGUCCGCCCUUACGUCGACCGGGCUCAACACGCAAAACCUCAGCCAGAUGUCGCUCGGGCAGCAGAUUGUGCUCUUCCUCGCCAUGCUGCUCGGGCACCCCAUCCUCGUCUCGCUGUGGACUGUCCUGUUCCGGAGACACGUGUUUGAGAAGCGGUUCCGUGCCAUUGUCAAGAGGGAGAGGGAGAGGAAGCUGAGGGCCGGCUCGUCCAUCUGGCUGUACUCGGGCUUCUCGGACCUCCUCGCGCUGGCUCGGCUGAAGUCGCUGAGCAAGAGCAAGUCCAAGUGCGACGAGGGACAACAGCAACUUCCGGGCCUAGGGAGCCGGAUCCGGGCCGGUCAGUCCUCGACGUCGGAAGUGCCCGGGUCCGAGAGCGGCCGCCCGAGGGAACGAGACGUGGAGGAGGGCCUCGCACCAAUACCGGAGAACCGUCUGUCAAGGAGCCCCGGGGCGAGGAGUGUCGUCUUCGUCGAGCCGCCUCGCCCGCCGCCGGGGAAGGCGGCAGCGCAGGAGAUCAACAGGGACCGGACCGCGGAGGUGCGCAACUUCCUUCAGGAGAAGAGGAAAAACGUGGGCAGGAACGGAGAGUUCUUCAACCUGACGCUCAAGGAACGCGAGUAUCUGGGCGGCGUCGAGUACCGCGCGAUCGAGGUGCUGGUCGUCACGGUCGCGCUGUACUACGUGCUCUGGCAGGUGCUCGGCGCGUUGGCUCUCGGGGCGUGGAUUGCGGCCAACGCGCCCGAGAUCCCGACCGCGAACGGGCAGAACGCCUGGUGGACGGGCAUCUUCCUGGCCGUGUCGGCCUUCAGCAACACGGGCCUGUCGCUGCUGGACGCGGGCAUGACGGCCUUCCAGUCGGGCUACUACUUUGUCGUGCUCGUCGGCGCCGUGCUCAUGCUCGUCGGCAGCCAGGCCUCGCCCAUCUUCCUGCGCUUCAUCAUCUGGGUGUGCUCGCGCCUGCUCAGGCUCGCGACCGACAGCCCCAACUACGAGGUGUGGAAGGAGACGUUCGAAUUCAUCCUGCACUACCCCCGGCGCGUCUACAUCAACAUGUUCCCCGCGCGCCCGACUUGGAUGCUGGGCCUGUGGCUGGGCGCGUUCCUGAUCGUCGAUUGGAUCAUGUUCUUCCUGCUCAACAUUGGAAACAAGGCGCUCGACAAGAUCCCGCCGGGGCCGCGGGUCGUGGACGGCCUCUUCCAGUCGGUGUCCAUCUUGUCCACCGGCUUCUCUAUCGUCUCUGUGUCCGCCGUCUACUUCGGCCUACAGGUUCUGUGGCUGAUCAAGAUGUAUGCAUCGGCCUAUCCGACCUCGAUCACCGUGCGCGGCUCCAACGUCUACGAGGAGCGGUCGCUGGGAAUCUAUGCCGGAGACGAGCCCGAAAUGCCACACGACGACAAGGGCAUGAAGGAGAAGGAAGGGCAACAACCCCUAUCCCCCACCUCCGUCAGCUCCCAGGCGUCCCGGCUCUCGCGGUUGUCGGUCGCCUCGCGGGGGGGAAUCGACAAGAUCGUCGAUAUCGGCCGCGAAGGCGGUCAGUUCAUCAGCCGGCAGCUGCAGCGGCGCAUGACGGGGUUCCAAGGCGUCGGGGUCCCCCCCGGGCCACUGCCACGGCGGCCGAACAAGAGACCCAAAACCGGCGCCCUGGCCAGCGCGCAACCGACCCCCUACAUCCAAACCAGCGGCGGCGGCGGCGGCAGCACUAAGGAUGCGGCGGGGCGGGGGCCGGACUUGAUGGCGCACCACGUGCGCAGCCAGCUGUCGCACGACGUGUGGUGGGUGGCGCUGGCGUUCUUCCUGGUGACGGUGAUGGAGACGUCGCACACGCUGGCGGACCCGGCGGCGUUCAGCCUGUUCAACAUCCUGUUCGAGGUGGUGUCGGCGUACGCCAACAACGGCAUCAGCACGGGCCUGCCGGCCGCGUCGUACUCCUUCAGCGGCGGCUGGCACGCCGGCAGCAAGCUGGUCCUGAUCCUCGUCAUGCUCCGCGGCCGCCACCGCGACCUGCCCGUCGCCCUCGACCGCGCCGUCAAGCUGCCCAGCAUGGACCUCGACGACAAGGAGGAGGACGACGCCGAGAUCCGCCGCUUCAUCAGCCGCACCGCCGCCACCCCCUACAUGGCCGGCGGCGAGCAGAGCAGUCCGCAGGCCCGCUCGCCCGGCCGCAGUGUCAUCAGACCCUUUGCGCCGGUAUAA